UCUGAGCGUCCGGGCUUCCAGCCAGCAGGAGAUGCAAAGCUGCCAAUGAGCGGAUUCUAUGUUAAGUACCGGCCAUGGCUGCCCAUCGCAUUAUCAGAGUGACGAACAACAACCACGUCCUCCCUCGGUGCAAGUCUGAGGGAACGCUCAUCGACCUCAGCGAAGGGGUCACCGGGGCCAGUCUUAACGAUGUUAAAGUGCCUUCUCCCAGUGCCUUAAGGCUUGACACUUCAGCCUCAUAUGGAGCUGCGCAGGAAGUGGUCGCCAUAAAGGAUUAUUGCCCCAGCAGUUUCACCACUCUGAAGUUCUCCAAAGGUGAUCGGCUCUAUGUGUUGGACACGUCAGGGGGAGAGUGGUGGUACGCCCACAACAACACAGAAAUGGGCUACAUCCCGGCCGCCUACGUCCAGCCGAUCAACUUCAGGAACUCUUCGCUCAGCGACAGUGGGAUGAUUGACAGUCUUGGGGAAGGAUACGAGGAUGGGUCGAAGGAGUUUGGAGGUUUGGGGGAGUGGACAGGGGUGUCCCUUAAGCCCUCCCCAAUUUACAACAACAGUCCCUUCUCUGUGGACCCCUUCAUCCGUCCGUUAGAUCAAAAUUGCAAAGAUUUAGAUGUAAGGAACUCAACAGACCUUAUUUUGUUUGAUGCACUGGCAUCGCCAUCAUCUUGCUCAAACUUUAACACUGGUUUAACCAUGACAAAUGGGUUCAGCAGCUGCCACAUUAACAAUACCACGCCAACCAGCCCAAAUCAAGAGGUUGUACCUAACCUCCACAGGGAUAACCCGUUUUUUAGGGGUAAACGUUCCCACAGUCUCUCAGAACUGUCAGUCCUGCAGGCGCAGUUGAAUCCAACCUUACCUUCUUCGGGAUUCUUCACAGGCCUUAAGGCUCCUUCACCGGAGCAGUUUCAGAGCAGGGAGGACUUCAGGACUGCUUGGUUGAACCACAGAAAGCUAGCAAGGUCUUGCCAUGACCUUGACUCCCUGGGCCAGAGUCCUGGGUGGGGCCAGACACAGCCCGUGGAGACCAACAUCGUGUGCAUGUUGGACAGUAAUGGAGGAGUGGUUCAGCUCCCGGACACCCAAAUCAGCAUACACAUCCCUGAAGGCCACGUCAGCAAUGGAGAACACCAGCAGAUCUCCAUGAAAGCCUUACUGGACCCUCCUCUGGAGCUCAACGGUGACCACUGCUCCACCGUCAGCCCCGUGGUGGAGAUCAAGCUGAGCAAUAUGGAGACCAAGUCCUUUAUCACGUUAGAGAUGAAGGUAUUGGUAACGGUCAAGAAAGAGAGUUGUCACACUGCAGAUAUCCUUUGCGUUCGAAGUGACUGCAAAGAAGGGCCUUAUACACCCAUCCCUAAUGCUUACAUUUACAAGGAGACAGUCCAGGUGCAGCUGGAUACCCUAGAGCCGUGUAUGUAUGUGGCUGUUGUGGUUCAGUCGCAGUACAUCAGCCACAACACCACUGUUUGGGACCAUGUGCAGAGGAAAGUAACUCUGGGAGUUUAUGGACCCAAGCACAUUCACCCUUCCUUCAAGACAGUCGUGGCCAUGUUUGGGCAUGACUGCGCCCCCAAUACCUUAUUGAUAACUGAGGUGGGCCGACAGGCGAGCUCCAGCCCGCCAGUGGCCCUCCAGCUGUGGGGGAAGCACCAGUUCGUGCUGGGGUACCCUCAGGACCUCCAAGUGGGAUUGUACUCCAACAUGUCCAACUACGAGGUGAAGGCGUAUGAGGGUGCAGGGGUGAUUCGGGGAUUUCAGGUUAAACUGGGGAAAGUCAGCCGGCUCCUCUACAUGAUCUCGUCACACAACCCCAACAGCAUCUCAGAUUUCACCCUCAGGGUCCAAGUCAAGGACGCCCUUGACUGUAUCCUCACUCAGUUCUGCGUCCAAACACCGCCGCCGCCACCGAAGACCGAAGCGAGGAUAACGGGCCAGAGGAGGUUUCUGAAAAAGAAAGAGGUGGAUAAGAUUGUCCUCUCACCGCUGGCUGCCACUUCCAAAUACCCAAAGUUUCAGGACCGGUGCAUUACCAGCCUUAAAUUCGGCAAGUUAAUCAAAACAGUGAUUAGGCAGCACAAGAGCACUUAUCUGUUGGAGUACAAAAAGGGGGAUGUUAUUGCUUUGCUCAGCGAGGAGAAAAUCAAACUGCGAGGGCAGCUGCGCACCAAAGAGUGGUACAUUGGAUACUAUCAGGGGAAGAUAGGCCUCGUCCAUGCCAAGAACGUUUUAGUUCUGGGUAAGGUCAAGCCCAUUUAUUGGAUAGGGCCGGACCUUACGACCACCAUGCUGCUGGAGCAGAUCCUGAAGCCUUGCAAAUUUCUUACGUACAUCUACGCAUCAGUGAGGACGGUUUUGAUGGAGAAUGUGAGCAACUGGAGGGCGUUUGCGGAUGCCCUGGGCUACGAGAAUUUGCCACUGAAUUAUUUUUGCAGAACAGAGCUGGACAACGAGCCGGAGAAGGUGGCGUCGGUUCUGGAGAAACUCAAAGAGGAGUGUACGAACAUGGAGAACAAAGAGAGGAAGUCCUUCCAGAGGGAACUCAUGAUGGCGCUGCUGAAGAUGGACUGCCAGGGUUUGGUUGCCCGACUCGUCCUGGACUUCGUCCUGCUCACCACGGCGGUGGAAGUGGCCUUCCGGUGGAGGGAACUGGCCGAGAAACUUGCGCGAGUGUCCAGACAGCAAAUGGAGGCGUACGAAGCUCCGCACCGCGACAAGAACGGUCUACUGGACAACGAGUCCAUGUGGAAGCCCGCCUACGACUUCCUCCUGACGUGGGCCGCUCACGUGGGGGACAGCUACCGAGACGUGAUCCAGGAGCUGCACCUGGGCCUGGACAAGAUGAGGAACCCCAUCACCAAGAGGUGGAAGCACCUGACCGGCACGCUAAUCCUCGUCAACUGCCUCGAUACGCUCCGCAGUGCCGCCUUCUGUCCCACCGGGUACGGAGACUUCGCUGUGUGAACGUCCACCUGGAGAACUUUUUAAAAAGUCUCUGAGGGUUGGACCUUGAGGACAUAUCGAACCUUUGUCCGUCUUCAGAUCCGUUACGUCCUGGUCUCUUCUGUCUUUGUCUCUUUAGAGACGUAGCUUUAAGGAUGUCUCUCGUUGUUUCUCUCUAUACUUUGCUUUUCUUUCACAUUUCUUUUGCUAUUCUCUUUUAAUUUUGCUCCGAUAAAGUUUUGUAUGAUUUCCGUGUCCACACCUCCCUCAGGACAACAUCAGAGACCUCAACCGCUGCAGUACAUAACCACACAAGCUGUGACCUUUGACCUUUCGGCCAUCUUUAAAAGCUGAUUUGACCCCCGUACUGAACUGAACAGAAUUCUUUCACUGUGAAAUAAGUUUUUACAAUUACAAAUGAAUCAAAAAUAGUUUCAUACAUUUAAACAUUAUUGGUCAGUAAUUAGCCAAACACUGUUAGCCCCAUGCUAACUCCCCCUGUGACUCCACGCAGUACAUCUAAUGCAAGAUAUACGUGUACGACGUAUCAACAGUGUUAUUCUUGUGUGUUCUUCUUGGUGUGUAAUUCUGUGUCACCACAGCUGCUGUAACAAGACCUUUUUCCUUUUUCGAGCAUGAAUUCCUGCAUUUAUCGUAAGUGCAUCGAAUAUUUUCCAGAUUCAAAACUCGUGCACACAAAGUGUUGUCUGAUUGGAAGUGUGACCUCAGAUGUAUUUCAGAAUAAAACUUGUGUUAGAAGAUUGUUACGUCACAUUCUUCAUGCAAGCUUUGCAUUUCUUUGACGUCCUGACAGAAACAUUAUGUUAAUAUGUCGUGUUUGAAUUAAAACACACGAGCUGUUACAGUCAGAUUAAACAGAACACCACAGUUUACUGCUAAAAUAAAUGAAACGUGUGACUUUAAACUGUGAAAGUAUCAGAAAAUAUCUGUUGAAUUUAUAUUUACAGAAGCUUUUUGUCUCCGAUUUGUGUUUUCAACUCAGUCUUUGAUUUUGUGACUCCAGCAAGUCAAAUGAAUCUUUGAUGCUUUUGUUAUUCAUGUUUUCAUUCCUCAUUCAGUGUUUGUUCUCGUUUUGUUUCUGUGUUUGUGGCUGCAGUGUUCCUGAACAUGAACGUGAUCUCAACAGAACAUGUGCGAGAAGUUUAUAUAUUUGUACUGAAUGCCGUCAGAUCUGCUUCUGUUCAGAAGGUUUCAAUAAAACGGAACAUUUAAAACGUG
Molecule: messenger RNA, 4184 nt
Organism: Cottoperca gobio
Lineage: Eukaryota; Metazoa; Chordata; Actinopteri; Perciformes; Bovichtidae
Gene: sh3bp4a
Product: SH3-domain binding protein 4a
Cellular component (GO): cytoplasm
Molecular function (GO): protein binding
Source: RefSeq, a predicted model, not a curated record